Messenger RNA from Tyto alba (common barn owl), 4140 nucleotides. It is a transcript of the gene DCLK2, whose product is annotated as doublecortin like kinase 2. The record is from RefSeq and is a predicted model, not a curated record. The transcript has 17 exons. NCBI's taxonomy places the organism in Eukaryota, Metazoa, Chordata, Aves, Strigiformes, Tytonidae. Bases 592 to 2937 code for a protein of 781 amino acids. Gene Ontology annotation, biological process: protein phosphorylation; intracellular signal transduction. Gene Ontology annotation, molecular function: protein kinase activity; ATP binding.
CCGCUUCCCCGCCGGCGGCCGGGCCGCUGCUCCCUCCUCCGCCCGAUCCGCUGCGGUUGUUUUCGCUCGGUUUUCGCUGCCAGCGCCCUGUGCCCGCUGAGGAGCCGGGAGGUCGCGCCGCUCCCCGGGCUGACUAGCGGCCGUCGGCGUUCCCCGGUGCCCCGCCCGCCGGCGGGGAGCGGGCGGAAUAGGCGCUCCGGUCCCCGCGCCGCCUCUCACUCCGGCGGCUGGGAGGGGGGCGUCCGCCGCAUUGUGCAUGGGCGCGGGGGAGGCGGGGGGCGCGGCCGUGGGGCUCCCCCGAGCCUCCCGCCGUGGGCUGGUAGCCUGGCUCGGGCGCCGAGCGAAGGCGUGAGGGAUGCUUUUGUGCGCGGCUGCGGGCGGAGCAGCGGGUAACGGCGGAGCGAGCGGCGGCUGGAGCCGCGCUUGCGGCGGCAGGUCGGGCUCCGCAGCCCUCCCGGCGGGAGAGGCCGGGCGCGAUGCUGAUUUAGGCGAGCGGAGCCCUUUCGAGCGCGGCGGGGCAGGCUUAGCAGCCCCGUAGCCGGCGUGAGUCCCCGCGGAGCUGGGAGGGAGGGCGGACGGGCAAAGCUCCCCAUGGCGAGCAACCGGAGCAUCGAGCUGGAGCAUUUCGAGGAGCGGGACAAGAGGCAGCAGCGCGCCGGGCCGCGCCGCGGCGGCACCGGCUCCGGUGGCGGCGGCGGUGGCCCGGGGCCGAGGGGCAACGGGCUGAUCCCCAGCCCGGCUCACAGCGCCCACUGCAGCCUCUACAGGACGCGGACCCUGCAGGCGCUCAGCUCGGAGAAGAAAGCCCGGAAAGCUCGCUUCUACCGCAACGGGGAUCGGUAUUUCAAGGGCUUGGUGUACGCCAUCUCCACCGACCGCUUCCGCUCCUUCGACGCCCUGCUCGUUGAGCUCACCCGGUCCCUGUCGGACAACGUGAACCUGCCCCAGGGCGUCCGCACCAUCUACACCAUCGACGGCAGCAAGAAGCUCACCAGCCUGGACGAGCUGGUGGAAGGUGAAAGUUAUGUAUGUGCAUCCAAUGAACCAUACCGCAAAGUUGAUUACACCAAGAAUGUCAAUCCAAACUGGUGUGUGAACAUAAGGACUGGGUCCACUCGAUCCUUGACAUCUUUGACAUCCACAAAGAGUGAAGUGAAGGAAAGUAAAGAUUUCAUUAAACCCAAAUUAGUGACUGUUAUUAGGAGUGGAGUAAAACCACGGAAAGCUGUGAGAAUUCUGCUGAAUAAGAAGACUGCUCACUCAUUUGAACAGGUCUUGACUGACAUCACAGAAGCCAUUAAGUUAGAUUCGGGUGUAGUGAAGAGACUUUGUACGCUGGAUGGAAAACAGGUGACAUGCUUGCAGGACUUCUUUGGAGAUGAUGAUGUCUUCAUUGCAUGUGGGCCUGAGAAAUACCGAUAUGCUCAGGAUGACUUCGUGUUGGAUCACAGCGAAUGCCGUGUUAUGAAGUCUUCUUAUUCCCGAUCAUCUGGCAUGAGGCAUACGGGGUCCAAAAGUCCAGGACCUUCACGUCGAAGCAAAUCACCUGCUUCAGUAAAGAGGGGUGGCCACUACUCCAGUGCUUAUUCUUCAGCAAAAUCCCCAGUUAAUGGAACCCCAAGCAGUCAAUUAUCCACCCCAAAAUCUACAAAGUCCUCCAGUUCUUCACCAACAAGCCCAGGCAGCUUUCGUGGACUUAAGAUCUCUCCACAUGGUGAAUCUUCUUCCAAUGUGAAUGGUGUACCGGAAUCACUCCAUUGCCAGAGUCCCGAAGGUGUGAAUGGAAACAAGUGCUCAGGGUCAUCUACCAUUCUUGAGAAGUAUAAAGUGGGGAAGGUGAUUGGUGAUGGCAAUUUUGCUGUUGUAAAGGAGUGUGUAGAACGAUCCACAGGAAAGGAGUUUGCACUGAAGAUCAUAGACAAGGCUAAAUGCUGUGGAAAGGAGCACCUGAUUGAAAAUGAAGUGUCUAUUCUGCGUCAAGUGAAGCAUCCAAAUAUCAUUAUGCUUAUAGAGGAAAUGGACACCCCAACAGAACUCUAUCUGGUGAUGGAGCUGGUCAAGGGAGGAGAUCUAUUUGAUGCUAUCACUUCUUCUACAAAAUAUACAGAGCGAGAUGGGAGUGCAAUGGUCUACAAUCUAGCCAGUGCACUCAAAUACCUUCAUGGUCUCAACAUUGUGCACAGAGACAUCAAGCCAGAAAAUCUCCUGGUAUGUGAAUAUUCAGAUGGAACCAAGUCUUUGAAGCUAGGAGAUUUUGGACUGGCAACUGUGGUUGAAGGACCUUUAUAUACUGUCUGUGGGACGCCCACAUAUGUGGCUCCAGAAAUCAUUGCAGAGACAGGAUAUGGCUUAAAGGUGGAUAUUUGGGCUGCAGGUGUGAUCACAUACAUACUGUUAUGUGGAUUUCCACCUUUUCGCAGUGAAAACAACCUUCAGGAAGACCUCUUUGAUCAGAUACUUGUUGGGAAGCUGGAUUUUCCUUCUCCCUACUGGGAUAACAUCACUGAUUCAGCAAAGGAGUUAAUUAGCCUGAUGUUACAUGUGAAUGCUGAAGCCCGAUAUACAGCAGCACAGAUCCUAAGCCAUCCCUGGGUGUCAGAUGAUGCUUCCCAGGAGAAUAAUAUGCAAGCUGAAGUAACAGGUAAACUGAAGCAGCACUUUAAUAACACCCUACCCAAGCAAAAUAACACAUCUGCUGGGGUUUCUGUCAUCAUGAACACAGCUCUAGAUAAAGAGAGUCAGAUUUUCUGCAGCAAGCACUGUCAGGACUCUGGUAGAGCUGGAAUGGAGAAAAUUUCUACAAUUACUGCUGCAGCCAGUGAUCCUCGUGUGGCUGGGUCCAAGACCCUCUUCCCUGCUGCUUCUGAGCCGCUCCGAUCCCCCACGCUCCCCGCCUCAGUGUCUCCCGAGUUUGCUGGGGAUCGGCCUGGUGCGUAGGACUGACGAAACCAAACCCUACUGAAGCUCCCUGCACUCUCGCCACAAUUUUUCUUCAUUUCACACGACGGUUUGUUUUCAGUUUGCGUGCACCCUCUCAUGGCCAGCCCAAGGCAGGCUCUGGCACGGGAGGCUGAUCUUCUCAUAGCGGGUGAGUGAACGUGCGUUCUGAGUGCUCUUUGCCCUUGUCUUGAGAGCAGCAGUAGGGGAAAGAAUCUGGCAACGUUAGAUGUUUUUUAAGUUACCUGUGUUAGUUUACUUAACUGCAUUUCACACAGCCUUGGGUUCCAAUAGAAUAACUUAUGGUGUAGCUAACCGUAUUUUUAUAUGAGCGGUGAGACGAUGAACAGUUACCUGGCCUCACCUUUACAAGCAGGCCCUGUUCUGUUCUUCUGAUGAGGAUUCUCAGAAAAGUGGGAGAGGAAGACAAGGGAAGAAAACUUACAUUCACCUUCUGUUCUGAUGCCUCUAUUUUUAGCCAAGUUUCUACUGAACUUGAAGAGGCAAAUUUUCACAAAAUAUUUUUUAGUGGACUAACUGAAAUACCAUGAGACAAACAUUGGAAAUAGAGGGAAGGAUGGUUGUUUUUGCAUCAAGUUUGUUAUCUGACUUGCAGGCUGCCGAGUAGUGUUUAGGUAAUAUGAAUUUAAAUAAAAGUGACUUGGGAUGUAAACACGAGCACUGGACAUUUAUUUAUAACAAAGACUGGAGUCAAGGAAGCCUUUUUGUUCUAGUCAUUUUCUAUCCUAGCCACAAGUGUCUCAUCCACACCUUUCUCCAGGGUCACACUACCUAUUAGAUAAAAUUACUUUGGACCUGUGAAUGGAAAGCCUGCUGCAUGUUAUCUAAGCUAGGAUGAACGGAGCAGUUCCUAGUUCUAGGGUGAGCUGAUAGAGGAGCUACUACAAAUAGCUGCCAUCAAUAGCUAUCAGAGGUUUGUCAGUGCUAUCUCCCUAUUCACCUGGUGCAAGCACUGGAAACAAGGAUUGGGGAGCAGCUAUCCUUAAUCUGCAGUCACAAGAUAGAUGAGGUUUUAUCUUUACCAUAAUGCUUAGUUCAAUAGAGUACGUAUUCAGCUUAUUUUUUUCCUUUGCUCGUUCCUAUGAAUUGGUAAUAGUUCAUUUUCUUUCUUAGCUAUACUUUCUACUAGAAUUGUAAAAGAAGAACCUGCAAUAAACUUUCUUCAUUAAAAAAAAAAAAAAA